CUUUUUUCCCCCUCCCUCUCUCCCUCUCUACUACCUCCAAGAUGGUAGGAAAGUUGUUGUUUUGGAGGGCAGAGGAGCCGCUCUCUGAUGUUAUGUCCUCUCGGUGCCUGUAGUGGUGCUGUAGGAGGCUGCUGGCUCUCUUCUUGAGCAGCCCCAGCAGCCCUGCCUUCUUUGCUGGAGAAUAUAUUCAGGGAUUCCCCUUAAUAAUCACCUACCCUCUGAGCACUUUGUAGUUUUAAAAUAAUAAAGAGCCCCCAAAGCUUUCUCCCCACAAAAAGCAGGAUCUUCUCAGAGACAGGGGGGCAGCAGCUCCUCAGCACAGAGCCCGAGCACAUUCCCAGUCCCUCUGCUGGGGAGGAAACUCUGAUCUGUCAGCCCAACAGAGGGAAAGGGGGGAGAGGAGAGAGAGGAGGGAAAAAAAAGCAGCUGGAAAGGGAAAAGAACGUCUGGUAGUUGUGAAGUGAGUGCACUGGAAGACCCGCCAACACGCUUCACCCCGCACAGACAAUCUGCUUCAUCUUGGUUCAUCAUCAUUCCAGGAUAGUGGUGUCCUUGGGCCUCUCUCUUGACAUUGAUAUGGUACAGAAGAUUUAAAAUCAGCUGAUGUUCACAAGGAAUAGAGUCACGUGAUGUAUGAAGGCAAACACAUACACUUCUCUGAGGUUGACAAUAAGCCCUUGUGCUCAUAUAGCCCCAAACUGUGCAAGCAGAGGCGACUUAACGGCUACGCCUUCUGUAUCAGACACGUUCUGGAGGACAAGACUGCCCCCUUCAAGCAAUGUGAAUAUGUGGCCAAGUAUAACAGCCAGCGCUGCACCAACCCCAUCCCCAAAUCUGAGGACCGUAGGUACUGCAACAGCCACCUGCAGGUACUUGGCUUUAUACCGAAAAAGGAGAGGAAGAAAAAGAAUGAUCCCAUAGAGGAAGUGAAGGUCAGGCAUCAGAUGGAUGCUAUGGCCUUCAGUCUGACAGUGCCCACCCUGGCCUUGAAGAUGCCCAAUGGACUGGAUGGGAUGUCCCUCUCCCCUCCAGGGGCAAGGCAUCCUCUCCACUACCUGGAGGCAGAAUUAGAAGACCCCUUUGCUUUCAACGAGGAGGAUGAUGACCUAAAGAAAGGGGCAACAGUGAGGAAAAAGUUGCAGAGCAAGUUGGCUCAAAACCGGCAGCGCCAGAGAGAGACAGAGAUUUUAAAAGUUCGCCAAGAGCACUUUAGCCCCAUUCCUGCACCUUUGCAGCAGCAGCCUCUGCAGCAGCAGCACUCCCAUCUGCCACCUUCAUCAGCUUCGUUAAAGCCGACAGGGCUAACGCAGGGCAUCGUCUGCAAGUCACCUCAACCUCUGAACACCAGCCUACCAAUGCAGGGAGUGGCACCCACCACACACACUAUAGCACAAGCCCGGCAGUUGUCUAACAAGAGACCUCUGCCUCUCCUGCCACCCGCCAGGGCUCCUGUCACAGACCCACCAAGGACUGAUCGGGUCCUCAUGAAAGCCACAGCCUUCUCUCCGCACUCGUCCUGCAUGAGCCGGCUACAGAGACUGGUGAAACUGUGCACUCGAAAACAGCAGCUGGACACCGAUCUGUUUCCUCAUUUAGGGCUGGAUUGGUCUGAAGACAGUGGAGAAGAGUUGGAGGAUUCAGAGCAAACCUCCCCUUACCAGGUUGCAUGGUCCAUCCGAGAAAGCCUCGGCUAUGAGAGACCUGAGUCCGAUGAUGACAAUGCAGAUGACAGGAGUUCCAGGGUGACCAGACUUUGCACUUACUUUCAGCAGAAAUACAAGCACCUCUGCCGCCUGGAGCGGGCAGAAUCCCGUCAGAAGAAAUGCCGGCAUACGCUCCGGAAAGCCUUGCUGCAGGCGGCCAGCAGAGAGCCGGAGCGUGCUGGGCAGCUCAUACAAGAGCUCCGAAGAGCUACAUGUGCUUGUACCAGCACAAGCCAAGUGAGGCAGAGAGAUGCAGAACCAACAACGUGUAGUGGGACUUUGAAGGGAGAGCAGUGCACUAACAAGGCCCUUCCAUUCACCAGGCACUGUUUUCAGCAUAUCUUAUUGAACCGUUCUCAGCAGCUCUUCUCAAGUUGCACAGCCAAGUUUGCAGAUGGUCAACAGUGCUCUGUGCCAGUUUUUGACAUUACACAUCAGACACCUCUGUGUGAAGAACAUGCCAAAAAAAUGGAUAAUUUCUUGAGAGGAGACAGCUCCCGUAAAGUUCAGCACCAGCAGCAGAGGAAACCCAGGAAAAAAACGAAGCCACCUGCACUUACCAAAAAACACAAGAAGAAGAGAAGACGAGGCCCACGCCGGCCCCAGAAACCCAUUCCUCCUGCAGUGCCCCAAGGGAACCUCACCAUGCCUCCCAGUGUCUCACUGCCAGUAGAGAUACCCCACAUACGGAGCCCCUCCACACCAGAGCUGAGUGCUGAUGAGCUGCCUGAUGAUAUCGCCAACGAAAUCACAGACAUUCCACAUGACUUGGAAUUGAAUCAGGAGGACUUCUCUGAUGUCCUGCCGCGGCUGCCCGAUGACUUGCAAGAUUUUGAUUUCUUUGAAGGUAAAAAUGGAGAUCUCCUUCCAACUACAGAAGAGGCUGAAGAACUGGAACGGGCCCUACAGGCUGUAACUUCUCUUGAGUGCCUGAGUACCAUUGGAGUACUUACACAGACAGAUGGUGUGCCAGUUCAGGAGCUGUCAGAUAGAGCGAUAGGGGUGUUCUCUACAGGUGCUGGAGCUCCAGGAAUGCAGUCCUUGAGUCGAGAGGUUAACACGGAUCUGGGGGAGCUGUUGAAUGGGCGUAUAGUACACGAUAAUUUCUCCGGUCUGGAGCUGGAUGAGAACUUGCUCCGUUCUGCUACCUUGUCCAACCCACCUACGCCCCUGGCAGGGCAGAUCCAGGGGCAGUUCUCAGCCCCAGCCAACGUUGGCCUUACUUCUGCCGCUCUGAUAAGCCAGAGUGGCCUUGGGGAGAGAGCCUUCCCGGGACAGUUUCAUGGACUUCAUGAUGGCAGCCAUGCCUCCCAGAGGCCCCACCCUGCCCAGCUGCUGAGCAAGGCAGAUGACCUGAUCACCUCACGACAGCAAUACAGCAGUGACCAUUCACACUCCUCACCCCAUGGAAGCCAUUACGAUAGUGAGCAUGUGCCGUCUCCCUACAGUGACCAUAUCACAUCCCCUCACACCACAUCCUUCUCUGGUGAUAACUUGGCAGCUACCUUCUCAGCAGAGAUGCCCAUGAUGGCACAGCACUUGCUCCCAACUCAGCUGGAUGUGCCACUUAGUGGGGUGGUCAACCCCAGAACUCACUGGGGAAAUCUUCCUGUCAAUCUUGGGGACCCCUCUCCGUUUAGCAACCUUCUUGGUGCAGAUGGACACCUCCUGUCCACCUCCCUGUCCACACCACCUACCACCUCGCACUCAGAGACCACACAGCCUGCCUUCGCCACUGUGACCCCCAACAGCUCCAGUGUGCUUCCGGGGUUACCGCAGACCAGUUUUAGUGGCAUGGGUCCUGCCUCUGCUGAACUCAUGGGCUCCACCUCCCCUAAACAACAGCUCCCUCAGUUCAGCGCAGCCUUUGGGCACCAGCUGAGCUCCCACAGUGGCAUUCCCAAGGACCUGCAGCCCAGCCACAGCUCCAUAGCUCCUCCCACGGGCUUCGCAGUGACCGGUGCCACCGCUACCAGUACCAAUAACGCAUCCGCGCCCUUCACCACCUCCAACUGAGCUUGUCUGCCUGGCUCCAUGCAGGUAGCAUCUGGCAUGGAAAACUUGGCCGCACACAUUGAUUUGAGAAUGGUGUGCUGAAGUCCUAAAUCAAGAUCGUGGUUCAAGGAUGAGUUUGGCAGUUUUUUAAAAUAGUCUCUUGACCUCCUCUGUGUGCGUGUGUAUGUUUGGGGCACAGGGAGCAGAAUUCCUUUUCUUCUUUUGGUGAAGAAGUGGGAGUUGUCCCCUUCCAGAACUGGUCACUGUUCUUAGUGCAUGCUGAUUUUGGGGUUUUUUUAUUAUCAUGAUUUGUAAUUCAUUGAGUAGCAAAGGGAUCAGUUGACUGGUUGCCCAUCAGUUUGAAGGCUGAUACGAAGUUAGCCCAGGGAAAAAAAAUGAAACAGGAUCGAUAUAGACGAUGGAUUCGUGAAGAUUCCUGUGCAGAAGUUCCCUUCCUUGCUGAAUUACUGUGGCCUUGUAGCAUUGAUGGUUUGCCUUUUCAAGUGUGUCUUUGUCCAGAAUUCUUUGCCUGACAGGCUAACAGGUAUUUCCCAGCUGAAACUGGAAGAAUUUGGUUGGUAUUCUGCCCAUACACACAAGUCUAGGUCAGACCCUUUGCAAGUUUCAAAUGGAUGCAUUUCUCAAAAUAUGUCAAGCUAGGGAGACUUUCUUGGAUAGUUUCUAAUCCCCUGAGAGCCAUAUAGGUUUUUUGCCAUGUGUAGGGUUUGAUCCUCUGUUUGAGAAGCUGAAUGUAUGUAAGGAACUAGCAGGUAUCUAUCAGCAGUCAUGGCUAACCAAAAGAGAAAUCACUAAAGCAAAAUAGGUAAGAAUUCCUUCUGUCUGCAGGAUGGUUUUGUUUGUACUGAUCACCUGCUAAAGAUAGUAUUCAGAUUCUUUGGUAGUAAUUUCAGUUCCUAAAGAAAGGAGUCAGCUAAGUUUUAGAUUUUUUUAAAUUAUUUUUGUUUUUUAAUUUUACCUUUUUGAAACCAAGAGAUAGCAGCAGCAGAAAUUCUGAGGUGUUUACUUGCAUCUUCUUAGCAAGAAGGAAACAAAAGACUUUGCUUGUAACUCUAUAGGACUCAAAUUUGCUACUGUACUCUGACUUUAAAAGUAGCUCUUAUUUAAUAUAACAAGUCUCUACUCUUCUUGAUUUGUUUCUGAGAGAUGCAGAGGAGAGAAAAUACAAUAUUCUUCAUUUCAGUCUUUUACUAUAGAAGAUGGAUUUCAUUCUACCUUACAGGAAGAAGUCCUACCUACAUGUAUUGUAGUCUAUUUCAGGAAAUUAAUAGAUAACCAAGCACAUGUAAUAGGGACACCUAAUAAGUUUUUGGAGCAAAGGAUCGUUGAACAAAGUUUAGUUGCUAUAGAAAUUCAUUUUGCAGUCAGGCACACACCAAAAUCUGUGACUCAAACCUCUCCUUCCAUCUUCCUAAGGAACAGAAUUUAAAUGCGAUAGGUCUUGUGUCUUACUAUUGUAGCAAUCAUACUAUCCCUCUUUUCAUGAAAGAUCUGUCCUUUUUAAAUAUAAAAGAGCAUGGAUGAUGCAUAUGUCCUUAUCUGAAAUUGCAAGUGUAUGUGGGUGGAGGAAACAAAAAUUAUUUUCAUGCUUCUGUUGUUACAAAGUCAUUAUUUCAUACUUAGGUGAAAUAGAUCUUAAUAAUAUAAGCCGAAUAUUUUUAAGUGGUGAUUUAAAUAUGUUUGUAACAUUUAAAUGUUUUUAAAUCACAUAAAAAGUUUAAUUGAAGCCUAUGAAAUCCUGCUUGUGAUUGUCCUGCUGAUUGAGGAAUUGUGAAUGAGGCAAAUCUAACAAGGCUUUUAUUUAUUUUUGUAUUAUGUUACCCAUACUUUGUUGAGGAGACAACUGUUUGAUUUGCAAAUGGUUUUUGUUGUGUCCAUAUACCUUCUUCAGUGUGUUCAGAUGACUGAAAAGGAGUGGAGAACUAGUAUACCAAAUAGUUUAUUCUUUAAUCUUCUUGUGCAUUCGAGGGUGUUAAUUUCUGUACACUGGUUUCAGGACUUUGGUCUUGAAAUGGUUCUUGUGCCCGUCAAACUAGGGCAGAGUAUAUUUGCCCCACAUCACAUUUCCCUUUCUUAGCAAAUGCUGGGGGGAAGGAGAGGAGAGGAACUGAGAGCAAAGUUCUCCUUGGUCUCCUUGGUAUAAAUGACAAAGGAGCUUUUUCAUCUAGGGUCAUUUUGAGUUUGUACUGAUCUAACUCAGAACAGAACCCAGCUCCUGAUCUCUGUGUUGAUCUAGAAGGGAAUUUCAAAAGCUGUCAGAGGUAUGCAGGUCUGUAAUUCCCAUUUGAAAUCAAUGGCUUUUUGUACCUGCAUUUCUCUAAAGUAGCCUAGGAUAUCAACUCUCUUCCCCCACUUAGAUUUCCAUUUCUAUAUAUCCCUUGAUGACUCUUCCCAGAAAAGUGACUGCAUAAUAUUUUUCAAUGAGCAAACUAAGUUUGCAAUAAAUCUGCACUUUUAAAAAUAAACUUCAGUUUGUAUACAUUUGAAAUAGGAAUCCCUCUGUCCUGUUUGACACAGUGUUCUGAAAUGGGCCACCACACUUGCCUUUUCGUGGUUCACCUCCCAUUUUUUCACUGCCACCAAUGUCAUGGUUACAGCCUAACAAGCAGUUACGGGUCCUGAUCUUAGCUUUACAAGGUGGAUCAUUCCAGGUGGGCUUCUACACCCACACAGCCUGUUGACUUCAGUGCAUCAGUGUCUUACUAUUGGAUGCAAGAGAUCCAAUUGAGGGGUAGGUGCAGUCAGAGAUGUUUCAUACCUCUUCCUCUGGGAAAUACUGCACGUCUGGUUAAGGCAGUCCUCAAGGCUGUUACUUAUGUGGUUCCCAAGUAGAAUCCAUGGUCCCUCACAAAGGUUUUGAGUAUCAGCUCUUACAGCAAUUAGCACUCUCAUCACCCUUUCACCAAAGAGCCAGUGUAGCAAUUUCAGUUCAUUAAUUUGAAACACUUAAUACCUGUUGUACCCUUUACAUAUUAACAAAUGGAACAAGUCUAGUUGAACCUAAAGGUUAAUUUCUUUACAUAAGAUUUGAGUUUUAAAGAACUGAAAAAAAAUUAGACAUAGAAUAGAAUAUGUAACAUCACUUUUGGCAGUAAUAGCACCUCAAUUAGUCUUUGUACAAAAGUACUUAAGAUGAAUUUUUACAGUGUAUGGAGGCUUAUCAGGAACAGCUUCAUGCUGGCCUGGUGUCUGAGGCAUUCUUUACCCAUAGGCUUUGAUGUUUCCUUUCACCUGGAAAGACUUUACACCAACUUUGAGGGGAGCCCUAUGUGCUUAGAUAGCUCAAAGCUGAUUUGUUCUUUGCCCUUGUAAUUAUUAUGGUACAAAAAGAUGUAUGUGUGAUGCAAGAAGAUGGAAAAGAUGCAUAAUUUUUUCCUCCCGCCUUCCAGUUCCUCCAGGUUCUUGCUUAGAUCCAUUCUCAUUACAGUAGCAUGCUUCUCUCUAUGGUUGAGCACAAAGGCUUUAAAUUGAUAAAGCUGGGAGGUAGCACAGUUGCAGGUCUGCCUCAGGCACUGUGGAAAAGAUGGCAAGAGCUAGAUUUCCCACGGAAAAUGGGGAUUUGCAGUUCUCAUUUGGAAAGCAUUGGAAAGCCAUGAGAAGCUUAGCACCUGCUAGGCAAAAAUCAAAAAAAAU
Empidonax traillii (willow flycatcher) is the source of this 7349-nucleotide messenger RNA. It is a transcript of the gene INO80D, whose product is annotated as INO80 complex subunit D. The transcript is spliced from 13 exons. NCBI's taxonomy places the organism in Eukaryota, Metazoa, Chordata, Aves, Passeriformes, Tyrannidae. The record is from RefSeq and is a predicted model, not a curated record. The coding region runs from base 630 to 3719 and encodes 1029 amino acids. Gene Ontology annotation, cellular component: nucleus.